CUUUGGCUAGUGACAGGCUGAAGGACGUCCCUUCAAAGCUGGUUAAUGAGGCUGGCUGGCUGAGGCUGUUAAGCCAUCGUUUGAGACCAAGGCUUGUGCAGACAGGCCGUUUGCAGAUGUCAAAAUGUCGCCAAGGAGGAUGGGGAAGAACUCGAUGUGGCAGAAGGCGGGAACCUUGAAUGUGAGCCCCCAUGAUGGAUACCCGUGGAGGAGUCAUGUGACGAAUCUUGGGGUCCAGGAGAGAUCAGAGUCGCCGGAAAAUGUGCGGAUAUGAGCAUCGUCACAUCCUUGGGCCGGCCUUAAUGGUUGACAAUACUGACGAUGAGCAUCUUCAGGGCCCAUGCUCGAUCCCAGUGAUUGCGAUUGACGAUCAUCUCAUUCAGGGACUUGGGUGAGAUGGGAGAAGCAAAAGAGCGAACAAAAGGACAUCAUUUUUGUAGUCAUGAGAGAGAUCAAUCAACGAACAUCUUUCUUGUUGGUUUCGAUGAACUUCUCUG
Molecule: messenger RNA, 497 nt
Organism: Pyricularia oryzae 70-15
Lineage: Eukaryota; Fungi; Ascomycota; Sordariomycetes; Magnaporthales; Pyriculariaceae
Exons: 1
Coding region: 125-274 (49 amino acids)
Source: RefSeq, a predicted model, not a curated record